CAAGAAGUGAGGACGUGAUUUCGAGUGCGUUCCUCGCGCGAAGCCGAAAACCAGCAGCUCUUCUCGGGUUUUUUCUGAAGAUUUCCGCAAAGUUUGAGCUUUAGAUUAUCGCUGCUCAGCCGGAGACCACUUGUUAGGAAUUUUACGGGAACAUGGCGCAGAAGAGGAAUUCAAAAAGUCACACAAAAAAAGAGAUGAAGGCGGCGCCGAUGGACAGCAAGACCGGCAGAAAGACCGAGGACAGAGGAGGAGGAGGAGGUCCGAAGUUCUCCAUGCUGACCUGGUUUGUGGUUCUGGCUCUGCUGGGGGUCUGGAGCUCCGUGGCCGUGCUUUACUUCCACGUCGUGGACUACGACAGCGUCAUCGCGAGAGCUCAGGAGUUUCACAAGAACUUUUCUCAAGUUUUACAAGGUAAACUGGCGUCCUACGACACCGACGGAGACGGAGACUUUGACGUGGACGAUGCCAAAGUUCUGCUCGGACUGAAGGAGGCCAAGACUCUGAAGGAGGAAGGUUCACCUGGAGAGAACACAGAAACCAGCGGUCCUGAUGCUGCAGCACCGGCUCGUGGAGAUGCAGAUCAACAGAACAACGACCCGCUCAAGGUCACGUCACCUGAAGCAUCGAGUGAACCAGCCUCUGGAUCUCAGGAUGUGGAGUCUGAAAUCCAAGCUGCCGUUCCUCUGCCUCCACCGGUGGAAGACGACUUUGUUCCUGAUGAUCCAGACGACAGCGGACAUACUUAUGAGGAGGAAACCAACACCAUCGACAGCACAGGAGUUCUGCUGAAGGAGCGGCAGCCGGAGGAGAGCAUCAUGGAGUCGGGUCGGUACCAGACGAGCUCCAAACUCACACAGGAAGCAGAAGCAGAGGAGCGUCCAGAACCAGAACCACAGACUGAGGCGGUCAGACCCACAGAGGACCUUCAGGAGAAUGACGGACGAACAGAGAAACAGGCUGAGGAGCUGAAAGAAAAAGUAAAGAAGAAAAAAACAAAACUUAUGAACAAGUUGGAUAAAACCAUUAAAGCAGAAAUCGAUGCAGCAGAGAAGCUUCGUAAAAAGGGGAAGCUGGAUGAGGCUCUGAAAGCGUUUGAUUCCCUGGUGCGACAGUAUCCGCUUAGCCCCCGCGCUCGCUAUGGCAAAGCCCAGGCAGAGGACGAUGGGGCGGAGAAGCAGCGCAGCAACGACCUGCUGCAGCAAGCCAUCAACACCUACGGAGAGGUCGCCGAGCUGCCCGAUGUGACCUCUGACCUCCUGAGAGCUGCUCUGAAACGACGAGCUGAAAGGCAACAGUUCCUCGGUCGAAUGCGAGGGUCUCUGGCCACGCUGCAGAGACUCGUUCAGGUUUUUCCGGAAGACGUCGGCCUGAAGAACGACCUGGGCGUUGCCCACCUGUUGCUAGGCGACAACAAGGGCGCCAAGCGGGUCUUUGAAGAGAUACUGACCGUUGCCCCUGACAACGGCUUUGCUAAAGUUCACUACGGCUUCAUCCUGAAGGCGGAAAACAAGAUCUCAGAGAGCAUACCGUACCUGAGGGAAGGUCUGGAGUCCGGCGAGCCGGGGACGGACGACGGGCGGUUCUACUUCCACCUGGGUGACGCUCUGCAGAGAGUCGGAGACGACAGCGCGUAUCACUGGUACGAGCUGGGCCACAGACGGGGACACUUCGCCUCAGUGUGGCAGAGGUCUCUGUACAACGUGGAUGGACUGAAGGCUCAGCCCUGGUGGACGCCCAAAGAGACGGGAUACUCGGACCUGGUGAAGAUGCUGGAGAGGAACUGGAAGACCAUCAGGGACGAGGCUCUGGCUGUGAUGGACCGGGACAGUGGACACUUCGUCCCCGAAGAGGAGAACCUCAGAGAGAAAGGGGACUGGGGCCAGUACACGCUCUGGCAACAAGGGAGGAGGGUAGGGACGGCCUGUCAGGGGGUCCCAAAGACCUGCGCCCUCAUAGACCGGUUCCCCGAGGCCACGGGCUGCAAGAGAGGACAGAUAAAGUUCUCGGUGAUGCAGCCAGGAACCCACGUGUGGCCCCACACUGGACCCACAAACUGCAGACUGAGGAUCCACCUGGGCCUCGUGAUCCCCAAACCGGGCUGCAGGAUCCGCUGCACUAACCAGACCAGGGAGUGGGACGAGGGGAAGGUCCUGAUCUUUGACGACUCCUUCGAGCACGAGGUGUGGCAGGAGGCCGACAGCUACCGCCUCAUCUUCAUUGUGGACGUGUGGCACCCGGAGCUGACCCAGUACCAGCGCCAGACCCUGAGCCCCAUUUAGACCCCCUCAGGACCACUAAAAGAUCAGUUCUACGGACUCAGACCCGGUUCUCCUUUUUGGAGUCUGAGGAGACCCGGUUCUGUUGAAGGACCAAACGUCAGGCUGAAGAAAAUACUACUGACUCCACGUCAAACGGAACCGGACGGGAUUCGUCUGGUUCUGGUUCUGGUUCUGGGCCCCAUGAUUCAUCUCGUACCAGAUUUAAACACUAAAAACUUCAAACCAGGUGAAGGAUUCAGUUUUUCACAAAUUAAAAGCAUUUUUUAUGUUGACUGCAGAAAGCCUGGAACUGAUUUGGACCCAUGUGGGUUCUGUCAGAA
This is a messenger RNA of Nematolebias whitei (Rio pearlfish), 2599 nucleotides long. RefSeq names its product un-named hu7910. Gene Ontology annotation, cellular component: membrane; endoplasmic reticulum. Gene Ontology annotation, molecular function: protein binding; peptidyl-aspartic acid 3-dioxygenase activity. The transcript is spliced from 25 exons. The record is from RefSeq and is a predicted model, not a curated record. Gene Ontology annotation, biological process: peptidyl-aspartic acid hydroxylation. Lineage: Eukaryota; Metazoa; Chordata; Actinopteri; Cyprinodontiformes; Rivulidae. Bases 153 to 2279 code for a protein of 708 amino acids.